Malassezia pachydermatis is the source of this 1575-nucleotide messenger RNA. Its product is annotated as glycosyltransferase family 20 protein. Bases 1 to 1575 code for a protein of 524 amino acids. The record is from RefSeq and is a predicted model, not a curated record. Gene Ontology annotation, molecular function: catalytic activity. Lineage: Eukaryota; Fungi; Basidiomycota; Malasseziomycetes; Malasseziales; Malasseziaceae. Gene Ontology annotation, biological process: cellular response to heat; trehalose biosynthetic process. Gene Ontology annotation, cellular component: cytosol; alpha,alpha-trehalose-phosphate synthase complex (UDP-forming). The transcript has 2 exons.
AUGACCGAGCGACUGGUCGUUAUUUCGAACCGCCUGCCGGUGACGAUCAAAGCUGAUCCGAAGGCCUCAGGUGGGUAUGUAUUUCAGCACUCGUCUGGUGGUCUAGUAUCUGCCUUGCGUGGAACCAAAGCCACGAUGGAUUUCACGUGGAUCGGCUGGCCCGGCUUGACCGUGCCUGAAGAGCAUAUCCCGUACAUUGAAGAGACUCUCGAAAAAGAGUACAACUGCCGCCCAGUCUGGAUUCCAGACGAUGUUGCUGAGCUGCACUACAAUGGUUUUUCUAACUCGAUUCUCUGGCCGCUCUUCCAUUACCAUCCCGGUGAAAUGAACUUUGACGAGGAAAACUGGCAUGCGUAUCGCGAAGCCAACUUGAUGUUUGCGCAGGUCGUACACAGCAUUUUGCGCCCAGGAGACCGCGUCUGGGUCCAGGACUACCAUCUGAUGCUACUCCCGCUGAUGCUGACAGCUAUUCUGGAAUGCGGUGAUAUUGAUCGCCUUGUGCCCUACGAAUGCUCGAAGAUCGACGUGUCGGCCGCUCCCAUUACCAUGGAAUACAAUAUAAGAAGCAGCUGCUUUGAUUCGUCGAAGAUUCGCCCUGGGCAGCUUCGUCGUACUGAUAUCCAGCUGGGCUUUUUCCUGCAUACCCCUUUCCCGUCAAGUGAAGUGUACCGCAUUCUUCCCGUGCGUCGCGAAAUCCUCCUUGGCAUUCUAUACUGCGAUCUGAUCGGUUUCCACACCUACGACUAUGUACGACACUUCUUGUCGUCUUGCUCGCGUAUUUUGGGCUUGCCGACGUUCCCAAAUGGCGCCGAGUUUGAAGGCCGCCGCGUCCAGGUUCGGACGUACCCGAUCGGCAUUGACCCUUCGCAAUUCGAGGAGGCAUUGGAGCGCCCUGUUGUGAAGGACCGGAUUCGUACACUGGAGCGCAGUUUUGAGGGCGUGAAGAUCAUUGUCGGUGUGGAUCGUCUCGACUACAUUAAGGGUAUGCCCCAAAAGCUGCAAGGUCUUGAGACGUUCUUGGAAGAGCAUCCAGAAUGGAUCGGCAAAGUGGUCCUCAUUCAAAUUGCCGUGCCUUCGCGACAGGAUGUCGAAGAAUACCAGAAUUUACGUGCGACGGUGAACGAAGCUGUGGGUCGGAUUAACGGUCGUUUCGGUACUGUGGAGAGUAUGCCGAUUCACCUGCUGCAUCGUUCUGUGGACUUUAACGAACUGUGUGCGCUGUACGCUGUCAGUGAUGCAUGCCUGGUCACGAGUACGCGAGAUGGUAUGAACCUCGUCUCGUACGAGUACAUCGCCUGCCAGCAGGAGCGCAAGGGUGUGAUGAUCCUCUCAGAGUUUGCCGGAGCUGCCCAGUCGCUCAACGGUUCGCUGAUUGUCAACCCAUGGGACCGUUUUGCGGUGGCCAAUGCGAUUCACGAGGCGCUGUCCAUGGAUAUGCGUACGCGCACGACCAACUCUGAGAAGCUUCUGCGCUACGUGAAGAAGCAUACAUCCGCAUGGUGGGGCAAGAGUUUUAUUGAUGAUCUCGGCGUGGCUGGAAAUGACACUGCUGGCACUUCGAUCCAGCAUGCAUAA